This is a messenger RNA of Mixia osmundae IAM 14324, 870 nucleotides long. RefSeq lists its product as uncharacterized. NCBI's taxonomy places the organism in Eukaryota, Fungi, Basidiomycota, Mixiomycetes, Mixiales, Mixiaceae. The record is from RefSeq and is a predicted model, not a curated record. The coding region runs from base 1 to 870 and encodes 289 amino acids. The transcript has a single exon.
AUGGCGGCAUACAAAGCGUUCGCUAUCGCUGGCGGGAUCAAUAGCAGUGGACCCAUGUCUGGCAACCUGGGCAGCUUUUUCGCCAAAUCCUUGCUCAAGCAGGGUGCCUCGGUCACCCUGCUGGUUCGCUCGAUCGGCAAGCCCGAAGUAGCAGAGGACCUGAAGCAACGCGGUGCCACGAUAAAGAUAAUAGACUACAAUGAGCCAGAAUCGCUAGCCGAGGCUCUCGUUGGCAUCGAUGUCGUUAUAUCGACUUUGUCAGGUCCAGGCUUUGCUGUACAACCUGCACUCGCCAAAGCGAGCAAACAGGCGGGCGUGUCACUCUUUGUCCCAAGCGAAUUCGGUACAGCAACCCUGGGCGUAGAGCCUGAUUCGCCCAUCUAUGGCAAGGCAAAGUUUCACGGCGUACUCAAAGAGCUCGAGCUGCCCUAUACGCUCUUUUUCACUGGCGUAUUCUCAGACUUUGCUCGGAUGAUCUUUAAUACCAGCACUGGCAAGAUCACUAUCAUUGGGCGGGGCGACGCAAAGGUCAGCACGACAGCGCGUCAAGAUAUCGCAGACUAUCUUGCCUUCGUUCUCACCAAGCUUAAACCUGAAGAACUAGCGAAUCGCGUUCUCAGGAUCGAAGGCUCUCGAUUCAGCUUCAAUGAGCUGGUCGAGCACGCCAAUGCAAAUUCACAGCGGCCCCUCGAGGUCGAUCAUGAGCCUCUACAAGUCGCACAGAAGCGCUAUGCUGACACUCACGAUUUCAUCACAUGGAUGAAGGUGGCUUGGGACCAGGGCAGAGGCGUGUCCGCCACUAACACGAGCGAUCUCGACAAUCACUUGUUUCCCGACUGGCAGCCUAAGCCUAUCAAAGACUUUUUGUAG